AUGAAGGUUCAUCGACACUUCUCGCCCCGCGCAGCGGUCGCUGGCCCUUCAACGCGCUCGCGAGCGGGUACCACAUCGCACACAAGUCGCUCGACCGCGCGAACCGGCCUUGCAAGCUUGAACCUCCGCCUCGACCACCUUACGCAGGACCUGGACGAGGUCGCAGGGGCUAUCAACUCUUCAUCCUCCGCAGAAGCCGGCCGCAGUCUCGGCGUCAGGCGGAAGACUAUCCAGCGCAAGCCUGAGCGACCCGAGAUGAACGCUGUGCACGGUCGGCCGGUCAACAAGCGUGUCCCAGCGACUGCUCCUCUCGUCCCGCCUCCCAAGCGUCGCAGGAUGACUCUCGCGCCCAUCGUUCCCAGUCGCACGUCUUCCCGUGAGGACGCACUCGACGAUGAACUUCCGGAGGCGGCAGAGUCGCCGUCUCUCCUGCUUGAUCGACGUUUCUCUCCCGAGUCUGGCAGGAUACGCACGAUCGCGCGCGAAGCGAACGACCUUCCACCUGCUGUGCAGACUUCGCAAGGUCUUCUGCGACUGCCCUCCUUCAUGCGCCCGCAUGAGGUUCCCGCUGCGUUUCCCGCAUCAAAGAGCCCGACGCCGCCAUGGCUCACUGAGUAUGUCCAGUCGAGCGCUGAGCCCGACAGCGCGGCUAGCCAUUCUUUGGCAGCGAGGCGUCGUUCACCGUCUUCCACAAGCUCUCGCAUCACCACGUCUCACGAGUACACCGAACACGUCGCGCCGCUUCGCAAGCUUCCUUCCAUCGAUCAAGUGCCAGUUACUGCCUCUGCAGCGGGCUGGCCCGUGCGUCGUCGCACUCCCUUGCCGUUCUCUACCAGCGGCCGCAGGCAGACUCUUUCGCCCAUGUCGACGACUUUCUUGCCUCUCCGCCCUUCGAACAUCUACCAAGCUCAGCUCGUGAAGCCGAUGCAUCUCUUUGAUGCCAUUGACUACGGCCACCUGCCUGACGGAGGUUGGCAUCUCCCGCUUUCGCCUUCCUACUCUUCGCUUUCUUGCGAUUCACGGACGGAGCUCGGCGUCGGACCUUUCCAGACGGCCUCUGCGCGUCAAGCGAUGCUGCUCCCCCCGCCGCAGAACCCGGGACAUGAGGUGCGCCAACUCGACUACGGCAGCCUAUCAAGGCACGGGACCUUCGAACACACGAAGAGCUUGUCGCCUGGCCCGCAGCCUUCUUUCCAGCAAGGGUUUGCAACGCCUCCUCGCCUCACGAGCGCUUUCGGCUGGCACGAGCCGCUUCGUCCGCCUAGCCCGCCUGUCCCCUUCGCGCCGACUUCGGACGACUCGUUCCCUCAAGCUGACUUGUCGGAGGUCCCCCGCUUUUGGAGGAGAGCGCCGCAGCUGGGAUUGCCGUCGCAGCCGCAAUCACAGCCCGGCCGCGCUCGCUACGCCGCUCUCCUCGAACGCGAAGCGGCCUCGCAGGUCGUGCAUCCUGCUCCAGCCGAAUCAGCCGAUCGCGCCGCCCUGCACGACCACCGCGAGUCCCGCUCCGCUUUCAUCCACUCCACCUCUUCGCUCCCUCCUUCGCCUCGUCCCGACGAUGCUCCUCAAACUUUGCGCGACGAGUCAGCGACGACGGGUGUCGAUAAGCAGAUCGAGCCAGCUGUCUCGGCUCCGACGCCCGGCGUCGACCCUCAGCUUCUCGGCGGCCUCGCCCCUCCGCAAGCCGACGACUCGCAGGCGACCGAUCUCGGCGCAUCGUACGAAGACUCGCAGCAGUCGACCCGCGCCGCAGGACCCGUCUCCGAGCAGGAGAAGCCGACGUGGGACUUGCUCGGCAGCGCUGAGGACUUGCGUCUCGCUUUGCUGAGCGAAGAAGAUGCACAGAAGGAGGUUGAUGCGAAUGGGAUGGCGGGAGAGGGUGGGUUCGCGAUCUACCAGGACUCACUCGAGGAGGAUCCGAUCGAGGAGGCCUAG
Molecule: messenger RNA, 1932 nt
Organism: Rhodotorula toruloides NP11
Lineage: Eukaryota; Fungi; Basidiomycota; Microbotryomycetes; Sporidiobolales; Sporidiobolaceae
Exons: 3
Coding region: 1-1932 (643 amino acids)
Source: RefSeq, a predicted model, not a curated record